Molecule: messenger RNA, 6872 nt
Organism: Caenorhabditis elegans
Lineage: Eukaryota; Metazoa; Nematoda; Chromadorea; Rhabditida; Rhabditidae
Gene: bltp-2
Product: FMP27/BLTP2/Hobbit GFWDK motif-containing RBG unit domain-containing protein
Exons: 10
Coding region: 22-6420 (2132 amino acids)
Source: RefSeq, marked reviewed
ACAGAUGCAGCCGGACGCACUAUGAUAGUCCUUCUCUCCCUUCUGACAGUUUUUCUCAUUUUUCUGAGCUACAUCGAUGUGAUUCUAUCGUGGAUCUUCUCAUUCGUUACAAAAUCUCAUGUUCGCAUCGGAGGUGUGGGAUUCGUUCAGUUGCGUGACGUCACCAUCAAAAUCUCGUGGCUCUCCAUUCACAUUGACGUAAUCUCGUUGUCGAGGGAUCGAGCUCAUCCGACACGCUUUUGUGUUUUGCGGUUCGAUGAUGUGAGGAUCGAGGCCGAGAAGAAUGUACAGUGGUAUGGAAAAGUGGAAGAGGUGGAAGAUCCGUCGAAAAUGAUCAAAUUAAACAUCUGGACGUCUCGAUUCACUCGAAUCGCUCAGUACUGUGGUCUUGUGGUGAAUCGUGUACAUAUUGUAGUAAUGAAUACGAUACCGGAUUGCCUGUUGCACGUGACAAUCGACGAGUUGUCGCUUGAAACGUUCCGGAGCAGAGAAGGAUGGCAAUUCGAGACGUCUUGCUCACUAAUACAGGCGAAGCUUUUGAGACGAGGAAGGAACAGUGGGAGCUUGCUCGCGGAGCUGUCAAUGCCGUUUCAACUCUCUUUAGAUAUCGAUAAGGAUGUUGUGGAUAACGUGGCCUUGAGGAUUUCGUCACCGGCGAUCGCGUUCAGUGAUGACUUUUUUGAAGUUUUUAGCAGUUGGACUGGAUACACGGAAAGAAGUGGCUCUGCAGAACUCAAAACUCCCCUGAAACUACUCCAAAUGACCGUGGUCAUCCACUCGUUCUCCAUCAAAUAUACCACGAAUAACCGCUACAUCACGGCUGGUAUAAAGCAAAUCCAAUUUACUAGAAACCUGGAAACCAGCAUACUAGUGAUUUCCGAGCUGAACAUCGCAGAUCAGCUGCUCAGAAGUGAGCUUAAACUUACCAUGAUAAAGUUUGAGACGGCUGUGAAGACGCUUCACUGCUCUGUGGAAGGAGUUCAUGCUAAACUAGCGUUCCAUGAUGUUCAGUGGUGGAAUAAGAGUCUUAAAGAGCUCCAAAGAAUCAGUGGACAUCAAGGAUCUUCAGGAGGAUCGAGAGGAUCAGAUUAUCAAAUCUUUCUUGAAUUCUGUGAUUUGUCGGCCGAAAUUGUCGACUUUGAAUCCCACCGAUCGUGGUUUAAGCUAGGCUUUCUCACGUUUGAAAAGUCGAAUGAAACGUCUACUCAAUUUGAACUUGGAAUCGAGAUGCUUUUCUUCGGAUCACAAGACGAUCCUGAAUCCCUACAACAAUUCGAAUACCAUGAAUGGGGGGAAACUCUAUUUAUUGGAGCAUUUAUAGCGCAAUGGAAGAAACUUUCGAAGAAGAAUUUGUUAGAUAUUACUGUGGGAUGUGAUGAUGUGAAGUUCGAAUGGUCCGAUCAAUUGGCUCGACAAAUUGAAGGGGUUAUUCAUGGAAUUCUUGGAGCCGAGCAUUCUGCUAAUGGGGAAGAAGCUGGGAAUUUGUGCCUUGCGGUUCAAGUGUCGGCUAAUAGACUAGCCGUACUAGUGAACGCCACGAACAAAUCCUACGCGGCACUAUGUGCUUCCAAACUCGAAUUUAUUACCGAUAACUGGCAAAAAGAUGGCCUUCUCAAAAUGGAGAUGAUGCGUGGCGCGACCGGAAUUCGAGAAGAUACUGAAGAUCAUGUUCUUCUCGCGGAUAUUUUCGAAUCGCAGCGAGUAGUUGAAGAAGCAGCCGAAAUUCACAGUUCACCAACUCGGAGAUGGAGCCAUUUGGAGAGAGAACGAGUAUAUAAAGAGGAACGAGAGAAACGAGCUAAUCAAUUUGAAUUCAAAUUCAAACAGUUCAUUACGGUGAACACUUUGGAGUUUCUCAUUGAUAAACAAUCAUCGGUUAUCGAUAAAAUAUCAGUUUUCACAUCGAGCGAGGUCUUCUUGGCGUGGUCUCCACAGCUUCAUCUCAUUGUUUUUGACGCUUAUAAGUCUGUCAAAAAAACCGUUCAACUCCUAUCAUUUCCGAAUCCGUCAACUUUAACACGAAAAGUGCCUCGAAAAAAGCACAUAAUUCUGACCGCCGAAAAUUUCGUCGAAGUUCAACUGGAGCUGGCAAGAAAUAAUCGAAUGUUCUGGCAGGGAGAGAAAUUUCGUUUGGAACGGCUUGAUAAUCAAAUGAGAAUGAAUACGGAGAUUCUUUAUGUUAUGCUCAAUGAGCAAAGGAUCAUAAGUGUAUUAAAUCCAACGAUCACGGUUCAAAAUUCCGAUGAUCUGAUGACGCAAUCACGAUCUGCAUUUGCUACGUUGUCAUCGGCCACGAAUAAAGUUUGGAUUUGGUCGGCCGAUAAAUUCAUGUUCCGAUUGCCGUUCAAUUUUGAUUUCGCGCAAAUUUUCGAUGAGUUUCUUCAAAUAAUCAAAUGGAUCAAGGUUGUUCAUGAAGUGAAGAAAAAGGAGUUCACAGAAGCAUCUCCACUGCCAAGUGAUGUUCGGAUUGAAUUUCUAGAAGUUUGGUUAGAACUAGAGGAUGAUGAAUUUGAGAAUCGAUUGAAGCUUAGUGCACAACUAAAAGAGGAUGAAGUAUAUGAGUCUGAACGAAGAGAGCAAUUGUUGGAGGAGAGACUUUUUAAUUUGAAGAAGACGGCGCCGUUUUUGUCGAAAGAAAUGAUCGAAGCAAUCAAAAAUAGCCUUAUCGAGAAGAACAGUGAGAUCUACAUUGAACGAUGGAAAAUGACGGAAGUCAGUGAUUCUCCUCUAUUUCUAUCAAAAUGGAAGGGUUGGAAUAUGAGAGCAUUUGCUGAUGUAACACUACAUGGAACUGAAAAGUGUAUUCAAAUGAUGAAGGCUUUUGACCCGUUGAGCCCGAUUCCCGAGCAAAAUUAUUCCACUUUAUGGGCUCGUGCUGUUGAAUUUGAUGUUGAUGAAUGGACAGUCACUUUUAAGGAUUAUCCAAUGAAAUAUUUGGAUAUUAAGGAUCUUCACUUCUUUGGAACUCUAGUUGCCGCAGAAAGCCUGUCCGAAGACGGGCGGUCACUUCGAGAGUGUGUGAUUCCUCUUCCAGAACCGUUUCCAACUCAUUCUGUAUGGAAGAACAUGUCUCCUAUCAAGUUUUAUUAUGAUCUUCAAUGUGCAAGUACCGAAUACAACUGCACCUACGGCCCCUGCUGGGAACCGUGCCUCUCAAUGAUUUCCCUUGUUUGGAAUAACAUCUCGGCACCAUCAAAAGACCCAUCACAGCCUCUUCCAUUUUGGGAUAAAAUGCGUUUUCUAUUACACGGAAAACUAUUAUGGUCGAGUGAGAAGCUGGUGACGACGAUGUUGGCUUCAACGGAUCCCUAUAAUGAAACUGAGACUGUUGAAAUGUUAUGGGAAGAUUUCGGGUUAGAUUGGGCACUUGGAGAGAUUCGAAUCAAAUCGGGGCUCAAAAUAUUCUUGAGAACAGCGUCAAGAUAUGACGAUUCACAGAUUCUCUCUCUUCCUGAUGUUCGACUCAAAAUUCUGUUAGGAUGGGAAUGUGGUGGAGAUCCUCAUGAGCAUCACGGAGUUCAACUAUGCUCCCCACAGCGAUUACCGCAUUAUUCUUCGACCGAAGAACACGACUCGUACCGCCAAUUCCGAUCAUCUUGUGUCAACGUGACUCUCAAUUUCGAUGUCUCCCCGGGUAGCUGCACUUCAAAAGAUAAAAUGCCCAAUCUAUUACUAUAUUCGAACACCUUCCGAUGGAUCGAGCAAUUCCUGAAGUCAUUGACCACCAAGAAUCGAAAUGUUCGCCGAGGAACCGUAUUUGGGAAUCGAGUCCUGUUGAAACCCCAAUUGAGCAAACACUUUGGAAAACUACAAUUCUCAUUUUCCCUUCCCAAGGUUCUAGUGACUUAUUGGAUGUCCCACUCAUCACCUUAUGGAUUCCAAGUCUUCUCCGAUGGCCUUCAGCUGACUUCCUCAUUCCGUCAAACUGUAUCACAUUCCUCUGUGAACAGGGAAAUGAAUGUUCAACGCAGAAAAGUUUACUCCUGGAGUACCCAUCAUAUGACAUGCACCUGGUGGGCUACUCAGAUCCAUGUUUAUGGUGAAACAAGCCGUCCACCAACUGACGGUAGCCCUUCCGAAGACACUUUUCUACUGGGAUUCGGAAGAGUUCAAUAUGCGAGAGAAACAUUCCCAGGGAAGGAUGUACCUCUUCAUAAGGUUACUGCGUUUGAUUUGAAAAUGGCCUGGACUGCUCAGAAUCGAGAUGCAUGUCUUACCAUUGCCGACGGGGUUCACAGGGCUCAUAUGUUGAGAAGAAUUCUUAGUAAUGAUGCAGUGAAGCGACUAAAUGUUCAUCUGGAAGAAGCAUCAGAUACUCCAAAGGAUCCUUCGCCAAAGAAAAAAGAGGAAAAAACCCAUCGGAGAGGGUACAGUGUAACUGAGGCAAAUCCCUGGAUGCUUACUCAGCUUAUAGAUGAAGUAGGAACGAAGCUGGUUGCUCAUUGUGAACAGGCGUCUGAUGUUCCAAUAGAUUCACUUCUAGGAGUACAUCAAUCCACUAUGGAUGAUGUGAAGCUUCUGAAUUGGCAAAUUGAUCUUUUCAACAGUCAACUUGUCCUUAAAGGGUGUGAACGUGAUGGUUUCUUACUCGUAUGUGCCGCGAAAACUCAACUUCUUCAGAAUUUCCACCGCAACGUAUGGAAACGAAGUUUGCUUCUCAGCAAAAAAUCAUGGAGCGCCAAAAUCUCUGGAAUGCAAUAUUUUGCUCCAAUUUCUGCGACCGGCACUAAUAAGGAGAAAUUCCGAUGGUUGCCUAGAGAAAUGAUCGAUGAGAAAAGUCAACAGGACACCAGUGGAUUUGCUGACGAUUUUGUGCAGAAGUUCACCGCAGCAGGAGAAGCCGUCGGUGGAGUUGUUCAGUCGGAGGCGCCAGAUGAAUCAGAGGAGAAGGUUCAACUUCAGCGAAUUGUUUCUCGAUGUAGCUGUCAGAUUUAUUUCUGUUACUUCUCCGAUGAGCUGAAGACAGAGUCAAAUGAAGAUAUCUCGGUGCCACCGCAAUUAGAUCCGAAACAUCAGUCAUUGAACCCUGACGCUGUUGGAAUAGAUGUUCUAACUUUGAAGCAUAAUAUGCUAGAAGCUACAAGUAACUCGGAGCAAUACGAAAUGGUUGUGGAUAUUGUAAAUAAUUUAGCGCUUUUCGUGGAUCCCUAUAAGAAAGAAAUGGGCGAAAAGCGAAGGAGAUUGAGAUUCGAGUGUCAGAUAAUGGAGAUGGUGGAGUUGCGAGCGAAAAUCAUGAGAUAUCAAUCAGAACUCAGAGAAAUUGUUUCACUCGGAAGAUUUCUGGAACGGCAGUUGUUCUACCUGAGCAACGGUAAUUCGAAUUCGAUGAAUGGUUCGCACUGCGAACAACCAGUUGAGUACACGGAAGAUCAGCUCGUACUUGAAGCAGAGGAUACAAAGCAACGAAUGCUUACGGUAUCUGAGAAACUUGCCACGUAUAUUAGUUGCUAUAAGCAACGACAGGUCAAUCGGGUGAAGGAGUUUGAUGAGAAAAGUGCGAAGAAAGGGAUGGAAGUUGUAAGGAGAUUUGAAGUUUGCUUCGAAGAUUGCACUUGGAAGCUGACCGAAAGUGAUGGACAGAUUGCGUUGGCACAGACGCAAAUUCGAAAUUUCCUCUAUACACGUACAGUUAGGGAUAGUAACUGUGGAGAUCACCUGUUCGAAGUUGGAAGUGUCCGGAUUACGAACCUCCUUCCUGAUUCAAUAUACAAGCAUGCUCUGCACAGAGAUGAGACUAGACUCUCAAGGCAGCCUGCCAUUCGACUAUUCGUAAGAGAUAUGCCUCCUGUUGGAGGUAUAAGUGUCAAAGAGCACUUUGAGUUGAACAUAGCUCCCAUGGUUGCAGAGAUUACUCAUCGAUUAUUUGAUAAAAUGAUGAGAUUCUUUUUUCCUGGCAGGAAUAUUCAUACGAAUGAUAACCUGGAUCAUGAGGAAGAAGUUUCGACCUUCUCAUUCACACGAAAAAUUGCCAGCACACUUAGCAUGCGAAGCAAUAAAUCUGCGUCGGAGAAGCUUAUGCUUCAGAAAUCUCUUCACGAAAAGGAUGACAUUGAUCGAAUGAAGGAGCGCGCCGACAAAGUCAAUCAUUUUAUGUAUAUCAAAAUUCCGGAAGUUUCAUUUGUAGUAUCAUAUAAGGGAAACAAGGACAAAAACCUGAUAGAUGUGAACCAAUUCAACUUCAUAUUCCCCCUCUGUGAAUACCAUGAGCAAAAUUGGACGUGGCUCGACUUGGCGUUGGCUGUCAAGCAGCACUGCAAACGAGUGCUCGUACAACAGUUUAUGAAGCAGAAAUUGUUGAGAAAUCGAAUUUCCAAUUUUUCUAUCGAUCCUAUUCCACAGGGAGUCAGUGAGGAUGAGAAGAAGCGGAUAGCAGUGGGAAUUACAACAUACGAUCAAAAAACACUGAAAGCCCCGAAGUGACGCCUCGCGUCCGGCCACUCAUCACAUUCUCCGAUUAACGGGUCAAGGCCAAUCGAUCUUCGUCUCGUCUUCACCUCCCCCCCCUCGUCCCGAGUAUAUUACUGCGCUGUUGUUUGUGUGCAUUUGGUACCACACUACCACCACCCCACCAUACCGCCUGUCCUAUACAUUUACCAAAUGGUCACUGGUCACCUUUUACUCGGUUUCCCCUUCUUUCUCUCGUCACCCUCCACUCACUCACUUGCAGUUUGCCCUCUCUAUCGCUCUAUCCACGUUGCACCGUGUGGUUUAUGUGUGCUGACGUGUUCUUUUUCUUCGUCUUCCCUCUCAGCACGGGUCAUUCUCAGAAAACUCAUCUCAAUUGUUCCUGCUGGUAACUGUUUUGUAUUUAUUUCUUCAUUUUUAAGGCUUUACUUUUUCAUUUUUAAACAUAAAAUGUCUAAUGUACUCUU